AUGUCCAGGAGAUUCACGUCUCUGCUCACGCGCGUGAACAACAACGUGGAACUUGUUCUGCAGAAGUUCCACGACAUUGUUGAGCUAUCGUCGAUUGAGGACAAGUCGCAGGAAACACAGGCAAUCGAGGCUCUUCAAAUAGAAUCCAACGCAGCCACUGUGGUCAGACUCACCGAAGAACUACUGGCCAUCACCAGACAGCUGAAAGAGGCAUGGAUUCUGGGACAGGUGCCCAACUCCAUCGAGUCACAGCAGGACGAGCGACUGCUCCAGGCGAAAAUGAACCAAUUACUCGAAGUCGUUAGCACUUUAAAAUAG
Ogataea philodendri is the source of this 318-nucleotide messenger RNA. RefSeq lists its product as uncharacterized. Gene Ontology annotation, cellular component: mediator complex. Bases 1 to 318 code for a protein of 105 amino acids. The record is from RefSeq and is a predicted model, not a curated record. The transcript has a single exon. Gene Ontology annotation, biological process: regulation of transcription by RNA polymerase II. NCBI's taxonomy places the organism in Eukaryota, Fungi, Ascomycota, Pichiomycetes, Pichiales, Pichiaceae. Gene Ontology annotation, molecular function: transcription coregulator activity.